AUGACAAGAAAGCCCAGCAAAGCUUUCUUGUUCGCUAAAGAACGACGUAGUAAAAAAAGAAGAAAUAUUUCCAGGCCAGGAGGGAUAGGAAAACUUUCAAAGAACGACCUCAUCAAUAUUUUAUCGCGACUCACCGCCAAAACUAUUUUGACAUGCUGCAGCGUUUGCAAAAGCUGGCGCACUUUAAUCUCUGACCCGGAAUUCGCUAAUCGCCACUUUGAAAGAGACCAUGAUCAGGAGGAGGUUGUGCUUCGUCCAGAUGGUCCUGGAUCCCUCUCAAGAACCCUCAUCUUGAUUGAUCUUGAUCGGUUAAAGCCUUAUGCACAGUUUUCUCUCCCCCUAAAUGAUCAGCUUCCUUUUUCUGGGAUUGAAGUUGUGAAUUCAUGCAAUGGCCUGCUGUACUUGUCCAGUUACCUUGACAAGAACCCAGUUCUUGUAUGCAACCCAAUUACGAGAGAGUACAUCAACAUUCCAGCAACUCACACAGAUCAUCAGCAAGAAAGGCUGCAGGCCGUGGCUUCUGGGCUUGGCUUUAGUCUAAAGAGUAAUCAGUAUAAGUUGCUGAGGAUAUUUGAUGUGGGAUAUGGUCAUGGUUUUGAUAAUCUACGGUCACAUGGAAGGCAGGCUGAGAUAUACACCCUUGGCAAAGGAUCAUGGAGAGUGAUCGAUCAAUUUCCCCCACGAAUCCCACACUCUUUCUUGUUUGGAACUUAUUUGAAAGGAACUAUUUCUUGGGCUUGCGCUAACGAUAUUAAUGAUAAAUUUGAUUUCAUAAUUUCUUUCAACUUUGACAAGGAGCAGUUCGAAUUUGUUUCGCUGCCUCCUUACUCUGCUGCAAAUCACAAGGGUAUAAGUGAUUUAAGAAUGCAAGGACUUGGAGGGUGUAUCAGUGUAUGCGACUUUUCUUGUGCUGAGUAUUUCGACAUUUGGCUCCUGAAAGAUUUUGGGGGCAAGAAGAAAAUCUGGAGCAAAGAUUAUCGUAUUCAUAUGUUGCAUGGAAAGGUUCAUCAGCCUAUAAGAAUUCUGAAUAAUGAGGAGAUUUUGAUGAUUCAAGGUUUGAACGCCAUGGUUUCUUACAAUCACUUGCGUAUGAAACUCAGGCGUCAUAAAAUUUGUGGGAUUCAAUCACAUUUUGGAGCAAGUAUUCACAUUCCUAGUUUUGUUUCGCUCAAGGAUAUAGUAGGAGGCGAUGAGGUGGAGGUGCUAAUUGUCAAGGUAAAAUGCAUGUGAAUCCUCAAGCUUCUAAACACCACAGAACCUUCGGUUUCUGUUCCGCGUCAGGUUCUAUCAAUGACUGGAAGCAGUUUCACUUCUUCAUUCAUUAAGAAAAGAAACAUCCCUUUCUAACUUUCAUCGGGCAAAACGAACAAUGUCAAUCAUUGUUUAUUCAAACUUAGUUUUGUUAUUCAUUGCACUCCACAAUGAUUUUUCUUUCAUUUCAGUCACAGAACUUUAUUUCUCUUAUAAUUUCAUCCUCCCAAGUUAUAUUACCAAGCAGCUUUUUCUUCACCCCCCUGUCUUGUAUACUAACUUGGAAUCCAAGGAAAUAAAAAGGAGAAGCAGCGAGCAAAUAAUAAAAUAAAAAAAAUUGACCCAGGGGCAGGGUACUU
Molecule: messenger RNA, 1610 nt
Organism: Populus trichocarpa (black cottonwood)
Lineage: Eukaryota; Viridiplantae; Streptophyta; Magnoliopsida; Malpighiales; Salicaceae
Product: F-box protein At3g07870
Exons: 1
Coding region: 1-1230 (409 amino acids)
Molecular function (GO): protein binding
Source: RefSeq, a predicted model, not a curated record